Messenger RNA from Leucoraja erinaceus (little skate), 2524 nucleotides. RefSeq names its product ubiquitin domain containing 1b (gene ubtd1b). NCBI's taxonomy places the organism in Eukaryota, Metazoa, Chordata, Chondrichthyes, Rajiformes, Rajidae. Bases 447 to 1142 code for a protein of 231 amino acids. Gene Ontology annotation, molecular function: protein binding. The record is from RefSeq and is a predicted model, not a curated record. The transcript is spliced from 3 exons.
GGCGGACGGACGGCGACGACUGGACGCGGCGUCCUCUCAGGUGUCAGGUGGAGGUGGGCGGGCGAGCGAGGUGGCUUGCAGGCGGGGCUCCUCCGUUAAGACAGAGGGAAAUGCGGCCAAGUUGCUUUUUCCCCAGGAUGAAAAGAUUGACGAAGCGAUGAAAGUAGCCGGUGUUUGCCCUCUGGUUGCAUAGAGGCAGGUGAGGGGCCGGUGGUUGCCCCUGGUUACGGCCGGUUGGCGGGGGAGGGUCGUGUGGCCACUUACCUGGCGGAGAACUUGAAGCACCAGCAAGCGGAGAGGAGGCAUCAUUCUCUCUUGGAGUGGAAGAGAGGUAGUGUUUCAGAUCCGGUCGAUGAAGGGUGGGAGGACUUGCAGUGAGUUUGUGCCAGAGUUCAGGCGGUUUGCCUGCAGCGGGUGAGACGCACCUGGGACCAAGGGCGUCAUUGAUGGGAGGCUGCGUGGGGAGUCAACGCCGGCAGCAACAGCACCAACACCAUCGCUCAGGGAGACGGAGUGGCAAUGGGAGGAAAUCAGGUCGUAACGAGCCUCUAAAAAAGGAGAGACCAAAAUGGAAGAGCGAUUAUCCUAUGACUGAUGGCCAGCUGAGGAGUAAAAGGGACGAAUUCUGGGAUACAGCACCUGCAUUUGAGGGUCGUAAAGAAAUCUGGGAUGCUCUUAAGGCAGCUGCCUAUGCCAUCGAAUGCAAUGAUCUCGAGCUGGCUCAGGCUAUUGUAGACGGUGCCAGUAUCAUCUUGCCACAUGGUUCUUUGUCGGAAUGCUACGACGAGCUGGGCAACAGGUACCAGCUUCCCGUCUACUGUCUGGCGCCGCCCCUCAACCUCAUCACGGAGAAGUGCGACGAGGAGGCAGCCGACAUGCCCGACCCGCCGGCUCACGCCAAGCGCGAGUUCCUGCUCAAGGUCCGCCUGUCCACCGGCAAGGACGUCAAACUGAACGCCAGCAUGGCGGACACGAUCGGGCAGCUGAAGCGGCAGCUGCACGCGGAGGAGGCCAUCGAACCCUCCCGGCAGCGCUGGUUCUUCUCAGGGAGGCUGCUCACCGACAAGAUGCGGCUGCAGGAGACCAAAAUCCAGAAGGACUUUGUGGUACAGGUUAUAGUCAAUGAGGUAGCUGCUAUUUAAUUAUUAGAUAAAAAUAAAUCCAUAUGCAAGACAUGUGACUAUAUUACUUUGUGCAAGAAGACCUGAAGGGCUCUGACAUUGGUUGACCUGAGAAGCAACGUCAUGUUGGAGUGCACUGGAAGAAGUGCAGCGGCCAGCUUUGUUGGUCCUCGACAGUGGAGGCCAACAAGAGGGGACCAUGUUUCAUUAAUUGACCUUUUUACUCUGGCCAGCUGAUGAAUGCUUUUGACUGUAUAUGAAGGUAAUUCCUCUUGCUCCCCUGACCUAUUUUCCUCCCUCUUCACUGCCUUUGUUUCUCCCUACCCUUUCUUUCUCCCUGGCAUUACUCAGUUCCCUCUCCCAUAUCCUACUUAUUUUUUUCACCUCUGCUUCAAAAAAAAAAGUAUAAUCAUUUCUGGCCAACUUGACAUCCAUUUCACUGGUCCUUUUGUUGAGAGUGCACGCAGUGAAGAUCUUUGAAAGGCUGUUCUGUGGUGGCGUAUUGAGGCUUUAUAGAGAGGGUUCUACAAUUGUUUUGCGUUGGCUUACACUGUGCAGUGGUUAAUCACGUUUGUUUAUGCCACAGUCAUGCAAAGGCCAAGCUAAGCACCAAAAAAAAGUACUUGUGUUUUAUGCAUUAAUUACACCAAUCAAAGUUUCCAAUGGACUGUACUUCCAUUUUUUUUAAACGUACAAUACUUGUGCAAAUUGGGCAAGAUUUGUUAUUUUUUUAAAGUAUGUUGAAAUAAUGUAACCAAACUACCAUGGGCUAUUACUCUUUGGGUGGAGAAACGGGAGCAUUUGAUGAUCAUCUUGUUCUGAACAUCCAUGCUUCCCAUCUUCAGGUGCUUGCGUUGCACCUUCCAACCUUUCACAAAGCUUCCCUUUUCACUCUGCGUAAAAGUCUGCUGAUUCUCAGGGAAUUGUUGCCUCCUUGGGUAAGUUGCAGGUUAGACCCUUAAACUCCUACCUAUAAAAAGCUCAAAGGUGAGAAGCCUGUGAAUGAAUAAGAAAUUGAUUAUAGAAUUGCUUAUACCUCAUGAAUAGGUCUUCCCCAUGUAAUCCAUGGGCUGCCUGCAGUGUAUGGGACUGAUGCCUGGAGAGGGGGAAGGUCUGUUGUGUAUGAAACUGAUGGAUAGGAAGAGAUCUGAUGCGAAUGGGACUGAUGGAUGGGAAUGGGGAAGAUCUGUGGUGGGUGGGACUAAUCAAUGGGAAGGGGGAGAUGUGUGUAUGGAACUGAUGGAUAGGAAGAGAUCUGUUGUGUAUGGGUGUGAUAGAUUAAAGAUGGAUCUGUUGCGUAUGAGGCUGGAUGGGGGGAGACGUAUGUAUGGGACUGAUGAAUGGAAGGGGGAAGGUAUGUUGUGUGUGGGAUUGGAUAGAUGGGAUGGGGGAGAUGUGUUGCG